AUGGCGAAGAUUUCAAGGAACGAAUUUCACAGAAGCGAUUGCGAAUUAUGUAAGGCUGCACAGCAAUCACUUAUGGCGAAGAUUUCAAGGAACGAAUUUCACAGAAGCGAUUGCGAAUUAUGUAAGGCUGCACAGCAAUCACUUACGGCGAAGAUUUCCAGGAACGAAUUUCACAGAAGCGAUUGCGAAUUAUGUCAAGGCUGCACAGCAAUCAAUUAUGGCGAAGAUUUCCAGGAACAAAUUUCACAGAAGCGAUUGCGAAUUAUGUUAAGGCUGAAGGGUGCAAACGAUUCAGUCGUUCGCCUACUAAAACAAUUCAAAACUGGAAGAUUACAAAGGCCAAUAACUGGACCGAGAAGAUUUCGUAAAGUAAAGCCUGAUCUGCAAAUCCGUAACUGGAAAAUUGUCCGUGGAGAUUCUGUAGAAGUUUUAUCUGGAAAAGAUAAAGGCGUCGUCGGUAAAGUGUCGCAAGUUUUACGAGGUCAAAAUAAAGUGUUUGUUGAAGGAUUGAAUUGUCAUUACCGAUAUUUGAAACCGCAUGAAGAAUUUCAAGGCGGCCUGGUCCGAAGCGAAGCCCCAUUGCAUUACUCUAAAGUUGCAUUAGUUGACCCAUCAGAUGGAAAAGGUACUAAAGUCGGUUUCAUGUUUACCAAAGAUGGAGAAAAAGUCCGUGUAUCUAGGAGAACUGGAACGGUGAUACCGAAGCCCCCCGAGCUGAAGCUAACCAGAAUCCGUGAAGCUUAUAUAGGUUAA
This is a messenger RNA of Trichoplax adhaerens, 753 nucleotides long. RefSeq lists its product as uncharacterized. The record is from RefSeq and is a predicted model, not a curated record. Gene Ontology annotation, molecular function: RNA binding; structural constituent of ribosome. Gene Ontology annotation, biological process: translation. The transcript has 5 exons. The coding region runs from base 1 to 753 and encodes 250 amino acids. NCBI's taxonomy places the organism in Eukaryota, Metazoa, Placozoa, Uniplacotomia, Trichoplacea, Trichoplacidae. Gene Ontology annotation, cellular component: ribosome; mitochondrion.